Molecule: messenger RNA, 420 nt
Organism: Arachis ipaensis
Lineage: Eukaryota; Viridiplantae; Streptophyta; Magnoliopsida; Fabales; Fabaceae
Source: RefSeq, a predicted model, not a curated record
AUGUUAAGGAAAAGCAAAAGGGUGUGCUUUAGCCCUGAGUCAAGUGACAAAACAACCAUAUUUCUCAAGCAUGGUACUUGUGUUGGCUAUGACAGCAGUGGAGGCGGUGGAUGUGGAGGCAGAGUGUUGGGAAGCAAGAAAAGGAUGAUUGGAUGUUGGAAUUUCGGAUUGCUCAAGGAAUCAUCAUCACCUGUUAAAUUUCUAGUAAAGCUUGGAUCAAAAGUAGCAAAUGCUAUUGGAAUUGCCUCUAUGAGAAGGAGAUCCUCAAGGAAAGUUUCUUCAUCGGCUUUGGCACGAUCGCAGUCGCUGACAGGCCCCAUCGACUCACAUCGCGCCAAAGCCGUUGAAGAUUGCAUUGAGUUUUUGCAUUCUUCUUCCUCUAGGGAGAGACCAAGUUCGGUUUCAGAAAUUUCUGGUUAG